CACUUCAACUAAGCAAACAGAAUCUGAUUGGCCUGAAGUCCACGUACAAUAGAGGCCCCUGGUCAAGCCCCUUCCACACUUAUCUACUACCAGAAACCGUUAGCUACUAAUUGCAGGAUGGCGAAGAACUUCGGUGGACCAUUCAAGGACUCAGGUGUGGAAUUUGUACGUACGGGUUAUGGAAAGAAUGCAGUUAAAGUUCUCCAGAUUAAGAGGGAUGGCAAGCUGCACUUUAUCAAGGAGAUUGAGGCCUCUGUUCAACUCACCUUAAAGUCUAAGAAGGAUUACUUGGAAGGGGAUAACGGUGACAUAAUUCCUACAGAUACAAUAAAAAACACCGUCUACGCCUUGGCCAAAUUGAAAGGGAUAAAAACCAUUGAAGAUUUCUCUCUGGAAAUUUGUAAUCACUUCUUCACAUCCUUCAACCAUGUUACACGUGUGAAGGUGUCUGUCGACGAAGCCCCCUGGAGACGCUUUGAAAAGAAUGGAACCCAACACGUUCAUGCAUUUAUCUAUUCAUCUGAGGGUGUUCACUACUGUGAAGUAGAACAGGAGCGAGGAGGUCAACCUGUAAUUCACUCUGGAAUUAAAGAUCUCAGAAUUCUGAAGACGACGCAGUCUGGGUUUGAAGGUUUUAUAAAAGACAAAUAUACAACACUCCCCGAAGUGAAAGAUCGCUGCUUCUCCACCAUGGUCACCUGCAAGUGGAAAUAUGGCUCCUAUAAGGGAAUCAACUUUGAUUCCAUAUGGAAUACUGUAAAAGAAAAUAUCCUUGACAAAUUUGCUGGUCCAUACGACAAAGGAGAAUAUUCUCCAUCAGUCCAGAAGACACUGUAUGACAUACAGGUGCUGAGCCUGAGCAGCGUUCCUGAGAUUGAUGAGAUUGAAAUUAUAUUGCCGAACAAGCAUUAUUUUACCAUUGACCUGAGCAAGUUUGGUCUGAGCAACAAUGAUGAGAUCCUGUUGCCCUCAGACGCUCCUUAUGGAAAUAUCACCGGGACUGUGAGAAGAAAAACUGCAUCCAAAUUGUGAUGUUUUGUGACUUCAUGAUUGUAUUUGUAGUGAUCCAGAGUAAAAAAGGAAUUUUACUGAA
This is a messenger RNA of Bufo gargarizans (Asiatic toad), 1093 nucleotides long. Its product is annotated as uricase-like. Gene Ontology annotation, cellular component: peroxisome. NCBI's taxonomy places the organism in Eukaryota, Metazoa, Chordata, Amphibia, Anura, Bufonidae. The transcript is spliced from 8 exons. Gene Ontology annotation, biological process: purine nucleobase catabolic process; urate catabolic process. The coding region runs from base 118 to 1032 and encodes 304 amino acids. The record is from RefSeq and is a predicted model, not a curated record. Gene Ontology annotation, molecular function: urate oxidase activity.